AAUAAGACGCUUACUGGAAAACUUCGUCGUUCAACGUUCAACGAUUGAAGCAAGUCGCCCUGAUGGAGUGAUGUGGACAGUAGUUAUGCCAUAGCUCAAUUAUGUAAUUCACCAGUACAAUACUGUUUAGAAACUGAAUCCAAACAAAGGAACAAUUAGUGCAGCAUUUGAGAGAACUCCAUAGUGUUGCUGUAACCAUGGCGACAGGUGGCUUGAACUUGCCACCCUCUGUGGUGGCAAGAAAGGCCAAGAUGGAGGAGAAUGAGCCCCAGAAAAUGUCCCGAGAGGACUGGAGGAAGGAAAAAGAGUUGGAAGAGAUGAGGAAGGCAGGAACAGCUCCAGCCAUGAAGGAUGAAGAGGGCAGGGACAUCAAUCCCCACAUCCCUCAGUACAUCAUGCAGGCACCCUGGUACUUUGGAGCAGAGGCAGCCACGCUCAAACAUCAGCGCCAACAGCCAGAGAAACUCAAGGAACUUAGCUUACUUGGAAAACUCUUCAAGAAGGGAGUUAUAGAGGGUUCUGUUGCCACAAAAUACAGGAAGGGUGCAUGUGAAAACUGUGGCGCUCUGACACAUAAAAAGAAAGAUUGCGUUGAGAGACCUAGAAAAGUUGGUGCAAAGUUUUCUGGAGACAAUUUUGGCCCAGAUGAGCAUAUUGUUCCGAUUCUGGAGCAUGACUUUAAUGGGAAGAGGGAUCGAUGGAAUGGCUACGACCCGGAUGACCAUCAGCGGAUUCAUGAGGAGUGGGCCAGAAUAGAGGAGGCAAAGCGUAUGCUGAAGGAGGAGAAACUAGAUGCUUCCUUCAAGGCGAGGGAGGGAGAGGAGCAGGAGGGCAGGGCUCACAACAGUGAGGAUGAGGAUAAAUAUGCUGAUGAUGUUGACAUGCCUGGACAGAAGUUUGAAACCAAGCAGCGAAUUACAGUCAGAAAUCUCCGUAUUCGAGAGGACACCGCCAAGUAUUUGUACAACUUGGAUCCUAACUCAGCCUUUUACGAUCCGAAAACAAGAUCCAUGCGUCAAAAUCCAUUUGAAAAAACAAGUCAUGACCAAUCUGAGGUUCAAUUUACUGGUGAUAACUUCGUGCGAUUCUCCGGUGAUGCUCAUGAGUUCUCAACAAAGCAAGUGUUUGCGUGGGAUGCCUAUGAGAGCGGAACUGAUGUCCACCUCCAGGCUGACCCCACCAAGCUGGAGCUUUUGUCUAAGGAGGUAGACAAGAGGAAGGACACUUUCAAAACGACAGCCAAGGAUAGCAUCCUGGCCAAGUAUGGAGGGGAGGAACACCUGGAGGCACCAUCCAAACAGCUAUUACUGGCCCAGACUGAGAACUAUGUUGAGUACUCACGCCAUGGGACGGUCAUUAAGGGCCAGGAGAAGGGAGCUGUUCGUUCAAAGUAUGAAGAGGAUGUGUACAACAACAACCAUACAAGUGUAUGGGGUUCGCACUGGAAGGAGGGACGCUGGGGUUACAAGUGCUGUCACUCAAUAGUCAAGGAGGCCUACUGUACAGGGGAGGCCGGUAAAGUAGCUGCACAGAACAUGUUGAUGAUCGAGAACCAAGACCAUGCUGGUUCUGAGGAGGAGGAGGAGGAGGAAGCCCCAAAGUCAUUACAAGAGCAACACCAAGAAAAAUUGAAAUUAAAAGAUAAAAAGAAAAAGAAGAAAAAGAAAAGGAAGAAACAUAAGAAGUCAUCAAGUAGCAGCAGUGAAGAAGAGGAGGACGAAGAAAAAAUAAAGGAAAAGAAAUUGAAGGAGGCGUUAAAGAAAGAAGAGGAUCACCAGAAGAAAAUGAAGGAGUUUAUGAGGAUGGAUGAGAGGAAGCGUCCCUACAACAGCAUGUAUGCCGAGGCAGCCCCCACAGAGGAGGAGAUGGAAGCUUGGCGACUCAAACAGCGCCGCAUAGAUGACCCAAUGUCCAACUUCAGUUAAAAGUCAACACAUGUAUGAUUACAAUAUCACAAGGCUGCAUAUCAGAUGACCACAAAAUUAAUUCUUAACAUUUGAAGGAUUUUUUUUAUUUUUUUUUAAAUUUGAAGAUGUAUAAAACUCAGUACAUGUAUUAUAGGGGUUUUUUGAAAAAAAUAUCCUUACAGAAUUUUUCAACAAAUUUGUUUUGAAAUUUAACAAAUUGAAUGGAACUUUAAACUUUUGCUUUGAAAAGACUCCAAAGGGAAAUAUAGAAUGCUACUUGUAGAACAUUUUCUGGCUCCUGCUCUUUAUCAGUGGCAUUGAAGAAAAAUUGUGUAGAUUCCAUGUCAUGUUUAUUUUAAAUGUCUUUAUACACAGUGUUUGAUCACGUCAUGUAUAGUACGACGUCAUAGAUACCACAACAUCAUAGUGCCAGCUAUUGAUUGAACUAUUUUUUGAAAGUUUUGAAUUUUGACAGUCAGAUAAUUAUAUUUAUAAAUUAGUUUAAUGUGUUCAUUGCAUUCAGAACCAUUGUUAGUGUUCUGUUUGAUAACGUUGUACAGUCAAAAUAAACGUGAACACAGAUCAUUUUCAUCACACCUUUUACAAAGUAGAAAUUUUGUGGCAUGAUAGUCUUCUGGGGAUGAACAUCAGCAACUGUGUAUUGUUUUACAGAGUGAGUGUGAAAUAUCUUGGAUGAUAUUAAUUUCAGUCAUUAGAACACAUACAGUAACACACAUGUAUGCACACUGGUGUGCAUAAGUAAAUAUUUCUCUUUGGGGCUGAAUACAAUGUAACUGUAAAUAUACAAUUCUGUAAAAGUGGAUAUAUUCUGUGUAAAUAGUUUGGAAACCAAUUUUUCACACAUGUACAGUUGCUGUGUGAAAAUGUUUACCUCCGCAGUACUGCUGCAAUAUACACACAGAAAUGUGUCAGUAUGUGAGUGUAUGUUUUCAUACUGAUUCAUUAAUCACACAAGUGAUAAUUUCCACUGCAGGAAAAUUUCCUUUUCGACAAAUUCAGGUUGUUAAGCCAGCUUAAAGUACAGGAUUAUAGCAAGCAAUAUGUUUAUCUGGUGUUUGGUUUCUAAAAAGCUUGAGUAUUGCUGAGUCUAAGGAAUAUGAACUCAAAAAAUAAAUGAAAAAUAACUUUUCUGGAAUCUCAAAAUCGGGUUUGGAAAUUUAGCUGAUAAUAUUAUAUGGAAUGUUGGUGAUGAGCAGUUGUAAGAUUUUUAUAUAUAAUUCUCUAUGGCUAUUGAGUGACUGUGUCGUUGAAAGUUACUGUCGUGUGAAAGUGUUUGACUGGUGUAAGUUAUCUUAAGAGAUUUUAUUUUAUUUAUCUUUUCAAACAAAUUUGUAGUACAAGGUAUCCAAUACUGGGUCACCAACCAUAUUUUAGUGUCAGCUUUUAUGCUUGUCAUAUUAACAAUCAUAAACAAUAUUGUAACUAUCUAUGAUAUGGUUUAAACAAGAACAGUUAGAACUGUACAAAAUGUAACAACAGAACUAAGAGUGACACUGAAUUAUCUAUUGUUAUCAGAGAGAAGGUCUUUGUUAUAGAUGAUAUUUCGUGAGGUUUUGUAGAUAUCAUUCAUGGACCAUUCAUUAUAUACAUACAGCAUUGCCAUCAAUUUAUCAAAUAAAUAUUUACAAUGUCA
Messenger RNA from Mizuhopecten yessoensis (Yesso scallop), 3561 nucleotides. Its product is annotated as pre-mRNA-splicing factor SLU7-like. NCBI's taxonomy places the organism in Eukaryota, Metazoa, Mollusca, Bivalvia, Pectinida, Pectinidae. Gene Ontology annotation, cellular component: spliceosomal complex. The coding region runs from base 198 to 1925 and encodes 575 amino acids. Gene Ontology annotation, biological process: mRNA splicing, via spliceosome. The record is from RefSeq and is a predicted model, not a curated record. Gene Ontology annotation, molecular function: pre-mRNA 3'-splice site binding. The transcript has 14 exons.